AUGACCUUAACCAAGAUGGAACUAACUCCAAUAUUGCUUAUUGGUUUCAUUCUUGUGCUAAGUAUCUAUACAACUUCAGCACAUAAAUACCAAGAAUUCACAACUACAAAUGAAGGACUAGAAGAUGAAAGUAGCUUAUUGACUUACAUUGUUCACGUCAAAAAGCCUUCACUUCAAUCUAAGGAGAGUUUGCAUGGUUGGUACCAUUCACUCUUGCCGGAAACCGCUACAAAAACUCAAAACCAGCAGCGUAUUAUUUUCUCAUACCGAAACAUUGUAGAUGGAUUCGCCGUGAAAUUGACCCCGGAGGAAGCCAAGGCUCUAGAAGAGAAUGAGGAGGUUCUAUCAACUCGGCUGGAGAAAAUGUAUUCAUUACACACAACUCACACUUCAAGCUUCUUGGGGUUACAACAAAAUCAAGACUUGUGGGGAAAUUCCAAUCAAGGUAAAGGGAUCAUAAUUGGAAUCGUCGACACAGGAAUAACCCUCUCACAUCCUUCCUUUUCUGAUGAGGGGAUGCCUUCACCACCUGCAAAAUGGAAUGGCCAUUGUGAAUUCACAGGGGAGAGGAUUUGUAACAAGAAGAUCAUUGGAGCAAGGACCUUUGUAAAUUCAUCCCUUCCAUACGAUGAUGUUGGCCAUGGAACUCACACAGCCAGCACGGCCGCUGGAAGGCCCGUGCAAGGUGCUAAUGUCUUUGGUAAUGCUAAUGGUACUGCAAUUGGCAUGGCACCAUAUGCACACUUGGCAAUUUACAAAGUAUGCAACAUCUACGGUUGUACUGAAAGUUCAAUAUUAGCUGGAAUGGAUGCUGCAGUUGAUGAUGAUGUUGAUGUACUUUCUCUCUCCCUCGGAGGACCCUCCUCUCCUUUCUUUGAAGAUGGAAUUGCACUUGGUGCAUUUAGUGCAAUUCAAAAGGGGAUUUUUGUUAGUUGUUCAGCUGCAAAUUCAGGUCCUUUUUAUGGUACUUUGUCUAAUGAAGCACCAUGGAUUCUAACUGUUGGUGCCAGCACAAUUGACAGAAAAAUUGAGGCAGUAGCUAAGCUUGGCGACGGGACAGAAUAUCUUGGAGAAUCAGUUUUCCAACCAAAAGACUUUGCAUCGACAUUAUUGCCACUUGUGUAUGCAGGUUCAAUUAAUACAAGUGAUGAUUCCAUUGCCUUUUGUGGUCCUAUUGCCAUGAAGAAGGUUGAUGUUAAGGGAAAAAUAGUUGUGUGUGAGCAAGGUGGGUUUGUUGGAAGAGUAGCCAAAGGUCAAGCAGUUAAAGAUGCCGGUGGUGCUGCUAUGAUACUUUUGAACAGUGAAGGUGAAGAUUUCAAUCCAAUUGCUGAUGUUCAUGUUCUACCUGCUGUGCAUGUAAGUUACUCUGCUGGUUUAAACAUCCAAGAUUAUAUAAAUUCAACUUCCACACCAAUGGCCACAAUUUUAUUCAAAGGAACUGUCAUUGGAAAUCCCAAUGCCCCUCAAGUUGCUUCAUUUUCAUCAAGAGGUCCAAGCAAAGCAAGCCCUGGAAUUCUGAAACCAGACAUACUUGGGCCUGGAUUGAACAUUCUUGCGGGAUGGCCUAUAUCAUUAGACAAUAGUACAUCAUCGUUUAACAUAAUUUCAGGUACCUCAAUGUCAUGUCCUCAUCUUAGUGGCAUUGCUGCUUUGUUGAAAAACUCUCAUCCAGAUUGGUCUCCAGCUGCUAUAAAAUCCGCAAUCAUGACAACUGCUAAUCAGGUUAAUCUUCAAGGUAAGCCUAUUUUGGACCAAAGAAUUCUACCAGCUGAUGUAUUUGCCACUGGUGCUGGACAUGUCAACCCUUCAAAAGCAAAUGAUCCGGGACUUGUUUAUGAUAUUGAAACAAAUGAUUAUGUUCCUUAUUUGUGUGGUUUGAAUUAUACUGAUAGACAAGUUGGAGUUAUUUUGCAACAAAAAGUGAAAUGCUCUGAUGUAAAGAGCAUACCACAAGCACAGCUUAAUUAUCCAUCGAUUUCGAUUCGGUUGGGGAAUACUUCACAGUUUUAUAGUAGAACAUUGACAAAUGUUGGACCUGUCAACACAACUUACAAUGUGGUAAUUGAUGUUCCUUUGGCAGUAGGUAUGAGUGUAAGGCCAUCACAAAUAACAUUCACUGAGAUGAAGCAAAAGGUAACAUAUUGGGUUGAUUUUAUACCUGAAGAUAAAGAGAAUAGAGGUGAUAACUUUAUUGCUCAAGGCUCUAUCAAAUGGGUUUCUGCAAAGUAUUCUGUUAGCAUUCCUAUUGCUGUUGUCUUUGAGUAUGUUGGCACGGUAAAUUAA
Molecule: messenger RNA, 2283 nt
Organism: Medicago truncatula (barrel medic)
Lineage: Eukaryota; Viridiplantae; Streptophyta; Magnoliopsida; Fabales; Fabaceae
Product: subtilisin-like protease 3
Exons: 1
Coding region: 1-2283 (760 amino acids)
Biological process (GO): proteolysis
Molecular function (GO): serine-type endopeptidase activity
Source: RefSeq, a predicted model, not a curated record